This is a messenger RNA of Talaromyces amestolkiae, 684 nucleotides long. RefSeq lists its product as uncharacterized. Bases 1 to 684 code for a protein of 227 amino acids. NCBI's taxonomy places the organism in Eukaryota, Fungi, Ascomycota, Eurotiomycetes, Eurotiales, Trichocomaceae. The transcript has 3 exons. The record is from RefSeq and is a predicted model, not a curated record.
AUGUCGUCUCCAUUACCGUUCCUUAGAGCAUACAGUCCGGCGUUGGCGCAAUUCAAUGUGAACAUUGAAGAUUUCAUGGCGUUUAUCGACCAUCUCACUAUCGUACAGACUGAACCUGUACCGCUACAAGCACUGAACUUAGUUGGAACAGGGAUCGGAUUCGUACCGUGGCAUUGGGCAUUAGCGGCUGGACUAUCCAUGAAUGCGGCUGCUAUUGCUGGAUCCAAGUUGACCAUCAGGACACGCACAAAGCGAUACCUGGAGGCCGUCAAUCGCGACUAUUUCGAACCAAGAGGACUGAAAGCGUCUUUGUAUAAGAAUGACGACGUAUCAGUUCUAGUCGGAUAUCCUCUCGGUUGGUCUGAGCUUGCUCCUGUGGACACACAAACGAAUUUCGUUUCUAUGCGGGAUCGUCGCAUGCAGACCUUGGCUCCGUACAUCGCUCCGCUAACCCUCAAUGUACCAGCCCCAGCGCCGCAAGAGAAAAUGCUUGAUAAACUCGGUGCAAAAGUUGUAGCACACACGAUAGCCAAAGAGAAGAAAGACGCUUUGAAGCGGCAGAGAAAGUCGGCUCAGGGGGAAACGACUGGUGAAGAGUUGAGAGAGGAGGAGCGAAAAGACAUCAAGAAAGUGAAGAAAAUGGACUAUAUCGUCAUCGAGAGUCUGAGGCAAUACCGGGUAUAA